AAAGGAACGCCCUAAUAGAGGCUUGGAUGUGUGGGGCGCACCGGCACGUAGCGCGGACACCACUCUGGGGUCCUUUCUCACUGCCACCAAUUGCGGGACCUUUUCUCUGCCUGCUCCUGGCCGAGGCUGGUCCUGGCGUCCCUGAUUUUCUCCCGUUUUGUGGCAAAAAUGGCAACUAACGAUGCUGUUUUGAAGAGACUGGAGCAGAAGGGUGCAGAGGCAGAUAAAAUCAUUGAAUAUCUUAAACAGCAAGUUUCUCUUCUUAAGGAGAAAGCAAUUCUGCAGGCAACUUUGAGAGAAGAGAAAAAACUUCGAGUAGAAAAUGAGAAAUUAAAGAAAGAAAUAGAAGAAUUAAAACAAGAGCUAAUUCAAGCAGAAAUUCAAAAUGGAGUGAAGCAAAUACCACUCCCAUCUUGUACUCUGCUGCAAGCUAAUUCUCCAGCUUCUGAAAAUGUGAUACAGUCUAGAACAGUAACCAUCUCUUCUAGUUCUAAAGAACAGAUCAAAGCAGAGAGUGGAGAAGAGAAGAAAGUGAAGGAGAAAGCUGAUAAGAAAGGAGAGAAGAAGGAGAAAAAACAGCAAGCACUAGCAGGAAGUGCUGACUCUAAACCAAUAGAUGUAUCCCGUCUGGACCUUCGAAUUGGUUGCAUUCUUACUGCCAAAAAACACCCUGAUGCUGAUUCUUUAUAUGUAGAAGAAGUAGAUGUUGGAGAAGCAGCCCCAAGAACAGUUGUCAGUGGGCUAGUGAAUCAUGUUCCUCUCGAACAGAUGCAAAAUCGGAUGGUGAUUUUACUUUGUAAUCUGAAACCUGCAAAGAUGCGGGGAGUAUUAUCUCAAGCAAUGGUGAUGUGUGCCAGUUCACCAGAUAAAGUUGAAAUUUUGACUCCUCCAAAUGGAUCUGUUCCUGGAGAUAGGAUUACUUUUGAUGCUUUCCCUGGAGAGCCUGACAAGGAGCUGAACCCUAAAAAGAAGAUUUGGGAGCAAAUCCAGCCUGAUCUGCACACUAAUAAUGAGUGUGUGGCCACCUACAAGGGGGCCCCCUUUGAGGUGAAAGGGAAGGGUGUAUGUAGGGCUCAAACCAUGUCUAACAGCGGAAUCAAAUAAAACAAAUGUAUUACUGAAAUACAUUGGAGAAAACUUGAAAGACAAUAAAAGGAAUGUAUUUGUCACUGAUACAUGAA
Perognathus longimembris pacificus (Pacific pocket mouse) is the source of this 1181-nucleotide messenger RNA. RefSeq names its product aminoacyl tRNA synthetase complex interacting multifunctional protein 1 (gene Aimp1). The transcript has 7 exons. NCBI's taxonomy places the organism in Eukaryota, Metazoa, Chordata, Mammalia, Rodentia, Heteromyidae. Gene Ontology annotation, molecular function: tRNA binding. The record is from RefSeq and is a predicted model, not a curated record. The coding region runs from base 169 to 1104 and encodes 311 amino acids.